This is a messenger RNA of Cyphellophora attinorum, 1590 nucleotides long. RefSeq lists its product as uncharacterized. The coding region runs from base 1 to 1590 and encodes 529 amino acids. The transcript has 4 exons. NCBI's taxonomy places the organism in Eukaryota, Fungi, Ascomycota, Eurotiomycetes, Chaetothyriales, Cyphellophoraceae. The record is from RefSeq and is a predicted model, not a curated record.
AUGGUGUCUCUGACAGGAAGGCUCUUCUCCUUGCUCUUGGUCAUUGUUACAGUCGCUACAGUAUCUGCGAGCGAGCAACACAGCACAACACCCACAUAUGUCCCAUUGCCACACUCAAGGAUCAGCGUCAAUCGUCCAGCCACAAGCCCGACAAUCUCUACAAAGAUCUUCUCUGAUUCAACUCGGUUCCAAAUACAGCUCGUGCGUACCACUCGGCGAUACCAAGCUGGGAAGCGAUAUUGGGCCUGGGAGGGUGCUGACGCUGUGGUUGUCAACAAAACACAGGACGCGGCCUGGUUCUACCUCAAAGACGGACAGCUCAGAAGCGACCACAAGCGCGGAACUCUCUUCGGCAAGGACAAAUGGGGCAACAUAGAUCUCACCGGAAAUGAAUUCAGCUUCGGCCAAGGACAUGCCCGAUUCUGUGUUAGCGGAGAUGGCAACAUCUUUGCAAUAGCGUCCCAGCAUCCUCAAUUCCGCUGCGACGGCGUAGGCCUGAAACCCAAAGUCUUCUCUCGGAACCCUGUCCAGUAUCCUCCUGGGCAUGGCAACGAUCCGAAGCCUGCCAUCUCCUAUGCGAGUCCAAUUGCGCCGACUGACAGACCCCAUUGGUCUGACUCUCAAGAUCCGCCAGCAGACCCCAUCGGACAGUCUGACGGGCCAGCUCACCUACCGUCAUGGACUGAUAACACUCCCGACAAACCUCAAGAUGCGUCGGUUGGUGAGGAGUCGGGUACACCACCUCCUUUCGGUCCCGCAGACCGCGGCUGGUCACCGAACGUCCCAACUCCGACGGACCAUGGCACUGAUUACAACGGUCUGCCGCUUCAAGAUCACUCGCCCCAUGAGUCUGCAGAUCCUCCCGGACCUCCAAAUUACCCAGGCCACGAUGUUCCACCAGGCAGCCAAGCGGAGCAGCCAUAUCAGCCACCAGCAUGGUACGACCAUAACGGGCCGCCAUGGGGCCAGCAGUCACCGCCGACUCCGACAGAAGGACCGGAGCCUGAUGAGACAGGACAUGCACCGUUGCCAGAUCCAAGUUCAGAUCCGGAUCCAGACGAAGGCAGUGAUGACGUGAAUAUCACCAAGACACUAGCGAGAUUCAAAACCACCACAGCCACCAACAACAUCACCACGACCACCACGCUGAUCAACAACACCACCAUUAUCCACCACCCCGUCAUCAUCAUCAUCACCAUCACCAUCGACACCACGACGAAGAAGCUCCCGUCGAGACCGAUCCCCUACUCUACACUACAUGGCCCUACCCCAGCCGCAACAACCGACCACCAUCAGCAAAUGCCUACGCUUCCAGGCGAGGCCGCCAACCGCAGAGCCCCUUCAUUCUCAAAUGUUGUAGUGCUCUAUUUCUUGUACUUAUGUACGGCGUUAUCUGCUGGAUGGUCUUGCGCGCUGUUGUUGAGCGCAGGGUGCGGUGGUUUUGGUGGUGGGAUUCGCGAUGGUGAUAUCGAAGUGGGAUGUCGUCAAGCCGUGGCUUUGGCGAGUGGUGGGAUGAUAGGUGGUUCGCUUGUCAUCUGGUUCGUGCCUGUUGGGCUGCCAACUAGGUGUCUACUGGGGCUGGAGGGCUAG